Molecule: messenger RNA, 687 nt
Organism: Labrus bergylta (ballan wrasse)
Lineage: Eukaryota; Metazoa; Chordata; Actinopteri; Labriformes; Labridae
Product: prolactin-like
Biological process (GO): response to nutrient levels; positive regulation of receptor signaling pathway via JAK-STAT
Cellular component (GO): extracellular region
Molecular function (GO): hormone activity
Source: RefSeq, a predicted model, not a curated record
AUGAAACAGGAUCUUUUUGCUGUUCUUAUACUGGUUUACCUGGAGCUUUCCAUGAGGGCUGGGACUUCCCCAGUCUGUCCCUCUGGACAGGCUGGAUGCCAUGUUCCUUCUUUGGCGGAUCUCUUUAACAGGGUCAUACAACAGUCUUCAAGAGUGCACGCCAUCUCCAGUGAUCUGCACUCUGAGUUCGAGCAAUAUUUCUUUCCAAGCAAGAAUUUCUUAGGAAAAGGAAAGUGCCACACAUAUGGCAUAAUGACUCCAGCAGAUAAAGAAAAUGCACAAAGGCUGGGGAGGGACCAGCUGACAGAGGUGAUUCUGAGGCUACUGGGGGCCUGGGAAGACCCCCUCUCACAACUCUACCACAGCAUGUCUCAGGAUCAGAAUCAAGACUUCAACCACUACAGCUCCAAUAAGGCACUGGAGAUAAGUGAUAUGGUGCAUGAGCUGAGGGAUGGAGUGACCAAAGUGGCGGAGAAAAUGAAGUUAUUGGGAGUACUUGGUAACUAUGUAGGUUACACCAUUCCUGAGACUCUGCCCCCCUCUUCUGCCUUUUACUUCAACAAAAAAGGAGAAGUCACCUCGAUGGACCAUCUUGUCCUCCUCUAUUGCUUUCGCAGAGACUCCAACAAAGUCAAAAAUUAUCUCAGAAUACUGAAGUGCACUACCCUCCCUGUACUGGACUGUUAA